AUGCUUUGUUUGUAUUGUGCAUAUUGCUACUGCAUCUACUCCUCUGCUUCUUUUUUUACUCUUCCCUUUCCUCCUCCUUUUUUUUUCAUUCUCUCUCUCCCUUUUUCCCUCCUUUUCAUUCCCUUUCCUCCUUUCUCUUCCUUUUCAAAUUUCAUCACCAUUCCUCUUCCUUUUCAUUUUCUGUUCCCCUUUCAUCUGCUUUUUCAUUCGCUCUCCUUUUUAUUCUCCUUUUUGUUGUCUGUCCCCUUUUUCUUUUUGUUUUCCUUCUCCUUUUUACUCUCUGUUCCCUUUUCCUCUUCCUUUUCUCUGUCCCCUGUUUUUCCUCCUCGUUUUCAUUGUUUCUCUUUCUUUCCUCCUUUUCAUUCUCUGUCCCUUUUCCUUCUCCUUUUUAUUCUGUCCCCUUUUCUUUCUCUGCCCCCCCUUUCCUCUUUUUCAUUAUGUCUUUUUUUAUCAUCUGUCUCCCUUUCCUCCUCCUCCUCCUCCUUUUCAUUUUCUGUCCCUCUUUCCUCCUUAUUUUCACCCUUUGUCUCCUUCCUCUUUUUCUCCUCCUCCUGCCACUUGCCAUAUUCUCUUUCCUUCGUUCUUCUUCCUUUGUUUUUCCUUUCACUUUUUUCUUUUCUAUUCUCCCUAUCCUUUAACCAUGUCAUUAUUUUUUUUCUAAUCUCUCCUCCUUUUCUCUUUCUCUCUCCUCCUUUUCCUUUCUCUCCUCCUUUCUUUUCUCUUCCUCCUUUCUCUUUUCUCUCCUCCUUUUUCUUCUCUCUCCUCCUUUUCUUUCUCUCUCCUUUUUCUUUCUCUCCUCCUUUUCUCUUUCUCUCUCCUCCUUUUUUUCUCUCCUCCUUUUUUCUUCUCUCUCCUCCUUUUUUCUUCUCUCUCCUCCUUUUUUCUUCUCUCUCCUCCUUUUUUCUUCUCCCUUCUCCUUUUUUCUUCUCCUUUAAUUUCUCUUUAUUUUCAUUAAUUGCCACUAUUUUGUCUUUUCAUUUUCUUUCACCUUUUCUUUUCGUUUUUGUAUUUAUCAUUAUUUUCAUUCAUUUGUUUAAUACUUCAUUCCUUGAAUUUUUUUCAUUCCUAUCGUCUCUCCCACCACCACCACCACCACACUUACACAUGCCUGCUACUUCUGCUGAUUCUCUGAAAAUAGAAAAACUAUACACAAUUAUUGAUUGUAGAGAAAUUAAAGACAGCAAUUAUGGAAAAAUUUUUAAUCUUCUAUAUCAAAAUUAA
This is a messenger RNA of Acanthosepion pharaonis, 1221 nucleotides long. The record is from the annotation of a GenBank genome assembly. Lineage: Eukaryota; Metazoa; Mollusca; Cephalopoda; Sepiida; Sepiidae.